GAAUACUUGAAAGGUUUUAUUUUAGUUUAGUAUUCGUGGUGUAAACAAACCAUUGACUAUUGGUAACCUACCAAAUUGUAGAUGAUAAGUCAGUUGUUUGCCCAGUCCAGAUAAUAUUAAUUCAUCCUGCACAUAAAUAAAUUCGCCUUGUUUCUAGAUUAUUGUCGGUUGCUAAUCCCAAUAACAACUCAGCUUUAAAGUAUGGGAAAGAGAAAGGAUACCAGCACAGAGGAGGAAGCAAUGUUAGAAGGUGACUUUAUAUCAAUGGCUGUAAAGAAACACAAGAAACAUAAACACAAAAAACAUAAGAAGAAAAAAUCUGAGUUAGAUUCUGAAUCCAAGGUAGAUCUUUUGAAGUUGGGCCUUAUCAGUGCUAAUGAAGACGAUCCAGAUACAUUAAGCAUAUCAACUACUGUAUCAAAGCCCGCGUCAACAUCUACCUCACCUUCCAAAAGUAGUUCCAAAAAAAAGAAGAAAGGUAAGGAGAGUGCAACAUCAAGUGAAGAGGAAAGAUGGUUAGAUGCUAUAGAAUCUGGAAAAUUAGAAGAGGUAGAUGACGAAUUGAAAAAGAUAAAGCCUAAGGAUCCUAAGCUGAUGACUGCAAGGCAAAGAGCAAUGUUGGAGCGAAAAACCACAGAUAAAGAGCCUGGCUCCAGUGGAGAACAGCUAUUGGCACUGCCCACUGGAUACAGAGAAAAGGUCAUGACGCCGGAAAUGGCACUCAAGGCCCAGAUUAAGUCUCAAAAACGUAAACAACAAGCAGAUGAAAAAAGAGAAAAGGAUAAGAAAAAGACAAUGGAGCGAUUGCUACGCAAACAAGAGAGUAAGCCAGUGAAGAUGAGUGCCAAAGGUCGAGCAGUGAGACGCCAGGUUCCAACUGUGACUUUGACCAACAACCUGCAAGGAAUUGCUAUCACAUUGCCUCCUGAUAUUGAAUUUCCACUUAAACCUUUAAGUUAUCCAUGGUCUCCCUCGCCUGGGUUGAUCGCACUGCCUGGCUAUUCCGUUUUCAGAAACGAUCGCUUAGGAAAAACAGGUGGCGGCGUUGCCGUUUAUGUAAAGGACGGUUUGCAAGCCAGGCAGUUGUACGAGUCCCCGGGUGUAGAUCUCCUCACCCUUUACCUAAAUGUGCUGUACUUGGCUGCAAAAAUCCUCGAAGGUAUUCCUGCUCAAAAACUGGCGUCUCUCUUUGUAGCCUACAAUGCUAUAAGAAAAACCUCAGCCUAAACGACACUCGAAGCACAUAAAAUUGCUGUGAUUUUAGUUUUUAAGACUACAAUAAAUUAUUCACUAAA
Macrosteles quadrilineatus (aster leafhopper) is the source of this 1295-nucleotide messenger RNA. Its product is annotated as INO80 complex subunit B-like. The transcript has 8 exons. Bases 202 to 1227 code for a protein of 341 amino acids. Gene Ontology annotation, cellular component: Ino80 complex. Lineage: Eukaryota; Metazoa; Arthropoda; Insecta; Hemiptera; Cicadellidae. The record is from RefSeq and is a predicted model, not a curated record. Gene Ontology annotation, biological process: chromatin remodeling.